AUGAAAAUGUAUUUUCUUCACUUUAUGCACAUCUUUGAUAUUCUCGCCUGCGUGAUUUUCAUCUCUUCACUUGUUGAUGGCGCAUCCCUUGACGAGCUGCCUCCAACUGUGGACCACUGCUUCCCAAACCCGUGCCAAAACCAGGCUAUAUGCAGAAACCGUGGGGACGGCUACUCCUGCUUCUGCGUGCCAGGCUUCCAAGGUGCUCACUGCCAGAUAGAUGUGAACGAGUGCGUUUCACAGCCGUGCAGGAACGGAGCCACCUGCGUGGACAGAGUGGGGAGAUUUUCCUGUCUGUGUUCUCCAGGAUUCACAGGCACCACUUGUGAGAUCCAGAUUGACGAGUGUCAAUCACAGCCUUGUCUAAACAGCGACCGUUGCCAUAGCUACGCAGGGGGCUUCAGAUGCACCUGCCUCCCUGGUUUCCAAGGACAGCGAUGUGAAAUCAACACGGAUGAGUGCAGGGACCAGCCGUGCCAAAAUGGGGCUCUGUGCAUCGAUGGAGUGAACGAAUACAGCUGUGACUGCUCUUACACAGCCUUCACUGGUCCACACUGUGAGACUCCACUCCCACAGUGCAUCUCUGAGCCCUGCUUUAACAGCGCCAUCUGUCGGGACAACCAGGGCAACUACACCUGCGAGUGCUGGCCUGGGUUUGAGGGGCGUCACUGUGAGGUGGAUAUCAGUGAAUGCAGCAGCAGUCCCUGCAUGCAUGGGGGCAGCUGCAUCGAGAGGUCAUGGCAGGCCCUGUACGGCAGUGAGCCUCUGCUGCCCCAACACUAUGACCAGACACAGGCUGCAGGAUACAUCUGCAUCUGUCCUUCAGGAACAACAGGUUCCCUUUGUCAGGACGUGAUAAACCAGUGCGAGUCCAGUCCGUGUCAGAAUGGGGGCAGGUGUGAGAGUCGUGUUGGGGGCUAUAGGUGUCGCUGCCUCAGACAGAGCCCUGAUGGACUCCUUUAUGGAGGAGCAAACUGUGACGUGAGGCUGGUGGGAUGUGACGGCCACGAAUGCCAGAACCAAGGCUCCUGUUCACCCUUCCUGCUGGACGAGACUCAUGGAUACACCUGUUCCUGCACACCUGGAUACACCGGACCCCUCUGUAACACCCGCACCACGUUCUCCUUCGAGCGCAGAGGGUACUUACUGUUGCACAACCCCCUGCUGGACGCUGAGCUGACCUGCAACAUCACCCUGAGCUUCAAGACCGUUUUACCCCGAGCACUGUUGUUCCAGAGGAGCAACAGGGGGCUCCUGCUGGGCCUGGAGCUGGAGGGGGGUCAGCUGCGUCUCUCCCUGAGGGGGCAGGACUCUGCUGGUGCUGAAAGUCAGAUUCUGGAGCUUCCCUUGAACGUCACUGAUGGAGAGUGGUAUUCUGUGGAGGCUGUGCUCACAAACUGGGCGCUCAGUCUCAAACUGAUGGACGAUGCUGCCAUCUGUGCGAGCCAGCCAUGCCACGUGGUCGUCCCACUCCAAAGACCCCUGCUGGGGUUUGAGAACGCUCCUCAGAACACUUUCAUCGGGGGGACACUCGAGAAGCCGAAGCGCUCCAAUGAGACCGCGUCCCCUGCGUUCAUCGGCUGCAUGCGGGAUGUGUUUGUGGACUGGCAGCUCGUUGUACCUGAGGAGUGGCUGAGCGACUCUGCGGUUAACGUGGCCCCCGGCUGCAGCCACAGGGACCGCUGCCUGGACGAGCCGUGCCAAAACAGGGGCCACUGUGUAAACCUGUGGCAGAGCUAUGAGUGCUGGUGUCCAAGGCCUUAUGAGGGGCACGACUGCGAGGAGGGUAGCCUUUGUGAGCGCCGUGGUAAAACAGCAACCAAUGGAGCCUUCUCCCUUUGCUGGGAACAUCUAUGCUGCAUAGUUUUCAUCAAAAUGACUUUGCUUUGUUUGUCUCACUUGUUUGUGCUUCUUUCUUUCUCCUCACAAUGUUUUCCUCUCACCUCUCUGUUCCUCUGCAGUGAACGUGUGGAAGAACUUCCUUGGUACAUCGUUGUCAGAAAUGUAAGGCCCAAGCUGCCUGUUUCUGUGUGUGGUGACGACAAAAUGAAUUACACCUGCUUCAAUGGAGGAAACUGCACUGACCGGGAGCUGUCAUGUGACUGUCCCCCAGGCUUCAUUGGGCACCGAUGCGAGCAGGAAGUGGAUGAGUGCAAGUCCAACCCGUGUCUUAACGGAGGUUUUUGCCGCAACCUGGUCAACAAGUUCAUCUGCGUGUGCGACAUGAGCUUCGCUGGAGACGUGUGCCAAAUGGAUCUGACCUCUGAAGAUUUGACCUCUGACCUCUUGCUGCCUGUAAGCCUGGCCUGUGUCCUCCUGUUGCUGGUUCUGAUCCUGACCUCCGUCGGCUUGGUGGUGGCGCUUAAUCGACGUGCCACACACGGCACCUACAGCCCCAGCCGGCAGGAGAAGGACGGAUCCCGAGUGGAGAUGUGGAGCAUCACUCAGCCGCCGCCCAUGGAGAGGCUCAUAUGAG
Nematolebias whitei (Rio pearlfish) is the source of this 2476-nucleotide messenger RNA. Its product is annotated as protein crumbs homolog 1-like. The coding region runs from base 1 to 2475 and encodes 824 amino acids. Lineage: Eukaryota; Metazoa; Chordata; Actinopteri; Cyprinodontiformes; Rivulidae. Gene Ontology annotation, molecular function: calcium ion binding. Gene Ontology annotation, biological process: heterophilic cell-cell adhesion; establishment or maintenance of epithelial cell apical/basal polarity. The record is from RefSeq and is a predicted model, not a curated record. Gene Ontology annotation, cellular component: plasma membrane; protein-containing complex. The transcript is spliced from 10 exons.